Molecule: messenger RNA, 306 nt
Organism: Fusarium oxysporum Fo47
Lineage: Eukaryota; Fungi; Ascomycota; Sordariomycetes; Hypocreales; Nectriaceae
Product: COX assembly mitochondrial protein
Exons: 3
Coding region: 1-306 (101 amino acids)
Cellular component (GO): mitochondrion
Source: RefSeq, a predicted model, not a curated record
AUGCCCCUCCAAAUCCCAUGGAGCCUCCCGCCUGGGUCCUCCAACUCUAUCCAGUAUAUCAACAUCAUCAUGCAUCCUCAUCUUCACACAAAGAACGCUCUCGCGUGCGAAGAGGUCAUCGCUGCUCUCGAACAGUGCCAUAGCCAAGGCUUCAUGCACAAGGCUGUUGGGAGCUGCAAUGACGCCAAAGAGAAGGUCAACGAAUGCUUAAAGAUCGAACGAUCAAAGAUGCAAGCCGAGAAUCGAAAUGCUGCCCGGGCGAAGCGCGACAAAAUCCGGGAGCAGCAGCGCGAGUUGGGACUGUGA